Messenger RNA from Zootoca vivipara (common lizard), 4489 nucleotides. The record is from RefSeq and is a predicted model, not a curated record. NCBI's taxonomy places the organism in Eukaryota, Metazoa, Chordata, Lepidosauria, Squamata, Lacertidae.
UGCGUCUCCUUCCAUGUUGUCGUGGGCACCAUGUUGAACCCUCAUCGCCACUCAGUGCUGACCAAUGCCUGUGUCAAGCCCUCAGUGGACCCUGUUAACCGGAUCGCCGGCACCAUCUAUGAGCCAAAGGGGCGGGUGCGGCUUUUGGGCCUGAUAUCGGAGAGCUCCCCUCCACAGCAGGAGGACUACCUGGAUGCUGGUGAUGGGAUGUUGAUCUGUAUGAAGCGGGCAAAGAAGAGAGGCCCUCACCCCGCAAGGAAGCCCUGCUGGGAGCCUGAGGAAACAGCCCCAAAUGCCAACAGCAUCUCAGACAUAGAACCGGAGCAAGAACUGAGCAGGCAACCCCCAGUACCUCCCACACCAGAUGUCAGCAAUGCCUCGCCAAGCCCGACACCAGUUCCCGCAUCUGCCAAGCAAUCUCGACCGGGUUCCUUCCCCUUCCACUGGAUGUGGGAAAGCAUCUCUGUCAAUGGCCAGGCCAUGUUCCAAGACCGGCUCCUGGAGAAACCCAAGAAGAAGAGGUCCCCUCAGACUUCUGUCACCACCUUCCGUGAGCCUCCCUGCACACCAGAGCCGGGAAGCCCGAGAGCCGGCAGCCCUAAAGGCGGCCAUUACUCAAAAGACCCCAAGCCCUCGAAUGCCGUUCCUGAGGAUCCCUGGCCCACGUGCCAGAAGUGCCACCGACAAGUGGGCCCGCCUCCCGGGAGCUCCCUCUUGCCUCUCUACUGGAAGAUGGACGCCCGGCAGGAGGCUCGGAAGCGGCAGAUGCGCCAGGAACGCCAGCGCUGGCUGCAUCUCACCCAGCAGCUCCUGAGGCUAGAGGAUCAGGGCCCCAGGAGCAACAAGCAGUUCUCGCUCAAGCGGCUGGAAGAGAAACUCCGAGCGGAGCUCCUCUGCCUGGCCACAGAGCCCGAGGAGCCUGCUCCCCAGAGGGAGGCGAGGAAAGCCAAGGGCCGGGCCCAGGCCAACAAGGAAGAACAGCUGACCUUCCAGCCCAUCAUCAACCGCAGGAUCCCCAAUUUCAAGAGUCUCCAGAGGCGCUUCCAAGAGCAACUGGAGCAGAGGAAGGAGCAAGCAAAGCUGACCAUCUGUAAGCCUUUCCGACUUCACUCCAUGGGCAGCUCCCAGCAAUUCUCUGGAGAAGAGGACAAGCAGGACACAGGAGACCCGUAUUACGAGGUCCGGCGGUUGUAUGGGAUUCACUGGAGGGCCCAUUCUUGCCCAGACUUUGGUCCCCCCAUGGUUGCUCCAGUGAUGCACACCAAGACCUCUGACAAGCGGCAAGAGGCCAACAGGAUGCUCUUGCUGGAGUGGGAGAGGCGGGAACGGAGGGAGAAGCGGCGAGCCGAGCUGCGCAGGGCGAAGGAGCAGCAAGUGCAGCGGGAAGUGGCCAAGUGCUUGGCGACCUACCAGACCAUGGACCACCCCUCCGUGUCAUUGCAGAGAAAACGGGAGAUGCUCAGGAGGCAGGAGAAGCAGCGCAUGGAAGAGUACACAUUGCAGCUGCAGGAGAUGCAAGACCGCGUGGAGAGCAGACCUUUCUUGUUUGAGAGAGUCAUGCAGGCCAACGCCCGCCAGGCUGUGGAGCGCCGUUUCUCCCAGGUCCUGGCUGCGCUGGGGAUCGACGAAGAAAUGCUGUGGAAGCAUGCGGUGCGGCAAUCUGCUCGCAAGUCCUCGGGCAAAGCCAUGCGUAGGAGGACAGAGUCUCCAGAAGAUCUCCCAGAAUCGACCUGAAAGCAAAGCCUGGCAGCCAGAGAAGAGAGAGAGGGAGAAAGAAAGGAAGGAAGGAAGGAAGGAAGGAAGGAAGAAAGAAAGAAAGAAAGAAAGAAAGAAAGAAAGAAAGAAAGAAAGAAAGAAAGAAAGAAAGAAAGAAAGAAAGAAAGAAAGAAAGAGGGAACCUUGCAGCCAGAUCUGCACCUUCUGGACCUGUAGUCAUGAGGCACCUAGAAAUAAAACUAGCUUUGGAGACAAGAAAGACUCAGCCUGCUCUGAGGGGGGUGUCCUGGGCAGUUGAAAAUGGCUCUUGGUUGUGAUGAAAGGUGGGGAAUCCUUUUCAGCUCGAGGGUCACUUUCCCUUCUAGGUAACAUUCCAGGGGCCACAUGCCUAUGGUAAGUAGGGCCAAGGGCAGAAGUGGAUGGAGCACUCAUGCCAGAGUGCCAGAAUGAAAGCUGCUUGUGUUUUGUCCCACAAGAUCACAAAACAAGCAUCAUUUAGUUUUGUGCUCGCAUGCAGGCGCAAGAGCUUGGGACCAAGAAAGGAGCAUCCCUAUUUUGGUCCCCAUGAUGUUGGAGGGUAUGAUUACACUACUGUAAUCAUACAGUACAACCAUACAACCAGUUUCUGAAACUUUCCCCACCUUCUUGUAGUGGGAUUGGUUUGUUUUCUGUUAUUGGUUAUGAUUCCUUACAUGGUCUAAAAAGAAAAGCUAAAAAUAAAAUGUGGAGAGGGGCAGGAGAUCUGUGGCCGGGGCCUUGGGCUCCAUAGGUUGUCUUCCAACAUUACCGCCUCUUGACAUCCUUAGCAUCCUCUGCCUUGCCUCACAAUGGCAUCACAAAGAGCUGCCAAGGCUCCUCAUUCGGAAGCCUGGGGCCUUCCGUGUUCCAGGUUCGCCACAGCCCAGACUGGAGAAGCAGACUGGGAGGACAUUUCUAGGCAGGCGCAUCUGAGCUGUGAGGGCUCCUUCAAUUCGCCACCAUGGAUUACCGAUACCUCACUGUGCCCUCCAUGUCCUCUGUGCCUCAGAUGGAGAAAGUGAUGCAGUUUCCGACCCAGGAGAAGGGCCAAGCCGGAGUGCCUGGGACUGACCUUUCCGGCCUUGGACCCUCACCCCACCCUGAGGUUUCCACAGUCCUGGCCGUCAGCUCCAUGUCGCACUCCAUGAGAGGGUCUAAACGCCACCGGAGAAGAUUUAGCAAUCAGAGCAGCAGGUCGAGGAGAAGUUCCAAAUCUACACCUGGAGGGAUGAGAGUCAAAAGUGAGGGGGCGAUUCCAGGGGUGCAGUUUGACUUUACAUAGGUGCAGCAGACCUUCCCACCCCCCGGACCAUUUUUAGAUGGCCAUGUGCUUUAUACCGAACCGGACCCCUGGCCAUCAAACUCCGUCUCUCUGUCAGGAGUGGGGAGCCUUUUCUAGUCAGAGCUCCAGCUCCUUAGCUCCAAAAAACCCUGGCAGGAUGGUUGGAGGGGAAGUUUACAUGGGGAUUGAUCUAUUGGCAGAGUAGCUAAAUUGCCGCUAGGAAGCCAGAUCUGACUCUUUUAUUGAAAUUAAAACAAGGUUAAAAUAUUCAAAGCUUUCACUUGCAGAACACCGUAGCUAAGGAAGAAUAUAUUUACAUUCACAUACUUAUCCAAGCAUGGGAAUUGUUCCCCCCCCCCAUAACGUUUAUUUGAGUCUUAACACACUGUCGAAUCUAAUGUGCACCUCAGUUUUCAGAACUUUGAAACCAUGUGUGUGUGUGUGUGUGUGUGUGUGUGUUUGUAUCUAUCUAUCUAUCUAUCUAUCUAUCUAUCUAUCUAUCUAUCUAUCUAUCUGUCUAUCUGUCUAUCUAUCUAUCUGUCUAUCUAUCUACUGUAUCUAUUUGCUGGUGAAUGUAAAUGUGCCAUUGAAUCUAAUGCACACCUUAGUAUUUGCAAUGUAAUUUGGCCAAAGAAGGUGAACAUUAGAUUUAAGUAAAUACCGUAGUUGAAGAUUCUUCCGUAAAUAUUCAAACUAACUCGGUCUGUCUGUCUUUCCAAUCCUUGCACUCAGCCUUCUGUACAUUACCCAGCUAACCCAUGCAGCUCCUUCCAAGAGGUUUCCACUUCUCCUUACGGCCUCUUUGGGAGAACACCAGAUUCUGUACUUGUUUUUGUCACAUUCAUUCACAGACAAACAUUAGCACUCUUCUCCUCUAUUGCAUAUCAGACCCUGCAGGUGUCCCUAUUUUCCAGGGACAGCCUCGGAUUUACAGAAGCUGUUCCAGGUUCAAAUUUGAUCCUCUAUUCCUUAGGACGUCCCUAUUUUCAUUGGAGAAAUGUUGGCGGGUAUGGAGUUAUGCAACCCCCAUGCCAAGGAGAUAAGUAAAUAUGCAGCCUUUAGAAGACAUCUGAAGGCAACCCUGUAUAGGGAAGAUUUUUAAUGUUCAAUGUUUCAUUAUGUUUUUAUAUAUGUUGGAAGCUGCCUACAGUGGUUGGGGCAACCCAGGCAGAUGGGUGGGGUAUAAUAAUAAUAGGAUGUCCCUAUUUUUGUCGGAGAAAUGUUAGAGGGUGUGUUGCAUUUAGAGAGUUCUCUCUUUUCUUCAGCCUUUCUCCCAAUGAGCGCCACCGGAAAUGUGGGAAACAUUCCAGAAUUAAACACACAUUCAUGCAUUUAAGCAUUCCCAAUUUCAGUAAAAUAAAUCACUGUACUUAAUACGGUCUCCUCUGGAGGAGGAGGAGGAGCUCAGCCUAACUCCGGGAAUGAUUACUUGGAACUGUGGGACAUUCAGCGGGAAAGCUCAGUUGGUAUAAU